AUGUCUGUUUAUGGCCAGAAUCACUUUACUUGGAAUGGUACUCUGAGAGAUCUGCAUGGCAGCUAUACAGGCUUCUGCACAGGACGAGGUCGACCAAGUAUGACGGCCACCUUAAGCUCCUCCAGCGGCUUAGAGGUCCUCCUUUCCACUCUGCAGAAUGUAGGGGAUGUGGAGAGCACCUUAAAUAUCCUCAGUGUCUUGGAUGAACUUCUGUCAGCUGGUACAGAUCGGCGCAUCCACUAUAUGAUCAAGAAAGGUGGUAGUGAGGCUCUGCUGACUGCACUGGUUAAAUAUGGCCACACUUUCAGUCCCAACUACACUAUACUCAUACCACUCCUGCACCUGCUAGCUAAAGUUGGACACAAAGACCGUCGUAUUGGUAUGAAAGCAGAAGAGGCAGGUGCAGUGCUGCUGACUCUGAAUCUGCUGAAACACAAUGACCAGCAUGCCAGGAGAACUGCUGCCUGCCUCUGGGUGAUCCAAGUCUUCUGUUCAUCAGUUUCUACAGCAAACCUCAUAGGAGAAAACCAUGGACUGGAUGUCAUCUACCGCCUUAUUCCUCAAUACACAACCAAGCAUCUGCAUGCUAUUAAGGCAGCCAUUAAUGCCUUUUCUGCUCUGCUGUGCACAAAGGCAAAUGUUUGUUCUGCGGUAUCUAAAGGAUACAUCUCUGGCUUCUUGUGGCUUUAUGAGGACUGGCACAACAAAGAUAACCAAGAUGUUGCCAUAGCAAUCCGUCAUGCACUCCUGUGCUGCCUCCUUAAGGCCACUGACAGCACUGCAGGCAGGCAGGCUUUUCUAUCCCAGGGAGGUAUCAGACUCCUAUAUCAAACUGCACAGACAUGUUUAUUAAGCAAAAAUCUGGAGUGUUUGGUGGAGCCAUCCAUGCAGCUGAUGAGGAAGUGUCUUCCUAGAAUUCCUCUACCAGUCACAUCAGAUCAGUCUGCAUAUAGCUUUCUCCUGCCUGGUACACCUGCUUUCCCGGAUGUUAGUGAGACACCAGAUGAGAGCAGUGAUGAGAGCGAUGCUGAAGAAGCUGAAGAUAACCAUGAGGCCAACAACAGAGACUAUGAUGAUGACUUGGAGACUGACCUGAACAAACUUCGUCUUCCUCCUGACCCUGACAGACCUAAAGAGCUGCUUACACAGUACAGCUGCUUUUGCCCUGAGCUGUCACAUGAUUUCCAGGAGCUGGAUCUGAGUUCAGAGACAGGGGAUAGUUCAACAGCAUCAUCAUCAUCAGAUGAUGAGGUAGUGCUCCUUAACAAGGACAGGACAAAGACUACUGCAAGUCGAGAUUCCUCUACCUCUGAUUGUUCUUACUCAGAGAUGGAAAUAUCCAGUAGAGACAUGCCAGCUGCUGCCCAUUUAGAAGCGUGUGAUUUCCACAGUCACAGCAGCAUCCUGGGCACAAGCCCUGGGUUCAGGACCAUGGUUAGAGGGGCAAUGGGAGAAGCCUCCCCAUGUCAGAGAGAAGAUGAGCAAGAUAAUGAAGAAGGUGGAACAGAAGAAUUUUAUCAUCAUACAAUAAUAGACAGGUUACUGGAGCGGCACGGAGCCGGUAUUCCCCACCAUGAUCCCAAGCUAUAUUGUGCAGUAGCUUCCAAAACCAAAUCCAUUCCAGAUUUUAGCAUCCUGGCCUUUCCUGAUUUCUGGGGUCAUCUUCCACCACCAGGACAUCAACCCAUGGCCCCACGCAAACCCAACAUACAGAGACAGAAAGUGUUUGAAGAUAUUCACCGUUUUCUGAAAACUGAUGACAUCAUUAACCAUGUUGUCUUUGACCUCGAAGAUAACAAGGUCAGGGGAAGGAGGAAGGCAGGGUACAAGCUUGGACAGCUUACCAGAAUGCAGCCGGUCCUGUACUCAGUAAAAGAAGCCCUGGAAGGUAGACCACACUGGAUCAGAACUGGAACGGAAAUUUGUUAUUUCAGAAACAACUUUUGUCCAGCACAGGGCAGAAGGAGAACUACCUUUUACACCCUGACCUUUACCAUCACCUUCAAACAUAUUGAGGAUGUCUGCUACCUGGCCUACCAUUAUCCCUACACAUACUCUGCUCUGAUGGCUCACUUGAAAAUACUGCAGAAAUCAGUGGAUCCGGCCAAGGUGUUUUUCAAGCAGCAGACUCUUUGUAGCACUUUGGCUGGAAACUCCUGUCCAGUAGUUACCAUCACUGCCUGUCCAGUCAGCAGAAGGUGGAAAGACCUGCACCAGAUGCGUAAUCGCCCCUAUAUUGUACUGUCCAGCCGUGUGCAUCCUGGUGAGUCCAAUGCCAGCUGGGUGAUGAAGGGCACUUUGGAGUUUCUGUGCAGCAAUGACUUGGUGGCCCAGAGUCUCAGGGAGGCCUUCGUCUUUAAGGUCAUCCCCAUGCUCAACCCAGAUGGAGUCAUCAAUGGCACAAAUCGCUGUGACCUGAACAGCAAAGAUCUGAAUCGUCAGUGGAGUAAACCAGACCCUCUUCUGAGUCCAACCAUCUACCACACCAAAGGCUUUCUCUACUACCUCAACAUUAUAGGACGGACUCCAGUGGUUUUCUGUGACUACCAUGGCCACUCUCGAAAAAAGAAUGUGUUCCUGUAUGGCUGCAGCAUUAAGGAGACUCUCUGGCAGUCUGGCUCUGCAGUUGACACUGUAGGAUUGAAAGAGGAUCCUGGAUACAGGACCAUUCCAAAGACCUUGGAUCGUAUCGCACCGACCUUUUCUUUCAACAGCUGCAACUUUUUGGUAGAGAAGUCUCGCUCUGCUACAGCCAGAGUGGUUGUCUGGAGGGAAAUGGGAGUUCUGAGAAGUUAUACUUUGGAGAAUACUUACAAUGGCUGCAACCAGGGAAUAUACAAGGGGCUGCAGACAGGAACCCAGGAGCACCAGGAAAUGGGGAUGAAGUUCUGCCACAGUGUGUUGUCUGUAACCAAAGACACAAGGAUUCUAUACAGCAGGAAACUCAUCAACCAUAUUGACCUGGACCACAACAUGCUGGACCACAAGUCUCACAACUGUUUUGAAGACGAUGAGCCUCCGUGUGCUGAGGAGAUCGAGUACUCUGUUGGCUGUCCCACACUUAAAGGCAGUGAUUUGGAUUCAGACAUUGACAGCAACAUGGCCCAUGUUGAUGAGGAUGAUAAGGAUGACAAAGAGCACAGUGCUCAAAAACAUCAGCAAGACAGCAUCAGUCAGUCUCAGCAGUCAAGCAUAAAGAACCACCUGUUUCCUCCACAAACCCGGCAGCCAUCCGUCGAUACACCUAGUGAGAGAAGAGACUUGCGUAAUGGUUUGAGCAUUGCAAAAUGAAAAAUCACAAGUUAAAAGG
This is a messenger RNA of Neolamprologus brichardi, 3310 nucleotides long. The record is from RefSeq and is a predicted model, not a curated record. Lineage: Eukaryota; Metazoa; Chordata; Actinopteri; Cichliformes; Cichlidae.